Symbiodinium necroappetens is the source of this 2605-nucleotide messenger RNA. NCBI's taxonomy places the organism in Eukaryota, Dinophyceae, Suessiales, Symbiodiniaceae. The record is from the annotation of a GenBank genome assembly.
GCCUUACGUGGCCUCCUUGUGUGUCCAAGGCAGCCUCUGCUUUGCAGGCUUGGAGGAAGAUGCCGAGGAAGCAGCCCGGUAUGAAGAGCGGGGCCUGGUCUUGCGCUUUGACGACGUUCCAUCGUCGGUGUCGUGGAGAGACUUAAAGGAAGGGCUCUCGCCGUAUGGCAGGGUGAGAUUCGUGCGCUUCUGCAAAGAGGAGGAGAAGCGCUUCGCGCUGGUGCAGAUGAAGGACGAGGAGGGCAUCUUCGCCAUCCUUGGCUGCGCCAAGGAGGAAUUCUUCCUGUUCUCCCGGUGUGCUAGUUGUCUACAGGACGAGGGCUUCCUUUGCGUGCAGUGCGGGUUCCGCCGACUGCGAAAUGCUGCGAUGGACCGCCGCUCCGCCUCGGAGGAGGCGAGUUGCCUCGAGCACAAGGAGGUGAGCUUCUACUUGACGAUCUCGGGUACCGUCAGCCUUUUCGUCUCUCCAAGCUGGAACUCUUCCAGUCGUGGAAGCAACACGGCCGGUUCUGCUUCACUGACGCGGGCAGGUUACAGGGGCGUCUCCAGAAAGGCUUUUGAAGGCAUGUUUGUUGCGAAGAAGCCAGAGAAGACGUCAGAACCACAGGCCCCGAAGGCAGAGGCAGGCUCGCCAUCUUCAGCCAAAACGGGUUUUCCAUCUCAGCAAGCUCCGCCACACCACACAUCGCAACAGCGACCAGCUGCCAGCCGCACCAGCCCACAGGACGAGGCAAACGGCAUUUCCAGUUUUGCCGCGCUGAUGCAGAAAAAGCCGCCAGGAUUGCAGGCCCCGCCAUCGGAACAAGGGCUUCCCGCUCGAUCUGCUUCCCCCUCACAGACGCGACCUGCUCCCCCGGCCUCUGCACAGCAGAGAGCCCCUAACGGCUCCGGCUCCCCCUCCCAGACGAGGCCAACCUCAUCUGGGUUUCCGUCAGCAAUGCCGAGCUCGUCAGGGUUUCCUUCACCCCAGGGCACGUCGUCGGGUUUUCCCAGACAACCAGCUGCAGAGGCCCAGGUGCCGACUGGAUUUGGGUCCCCACCCAAGCCAGCGGAUACCCAGCCGCCUAGCUUCCAACCGCAACCCCAGCCCACUGCCACUCCGCCAGUCACAGAGCAUGCGGCCAAGAGCUCAGCGCCCCCGCCACCUCCCAAACCUCCCAGCCCGAGCCCACCACCACCACAAGCCAAGCAGGCCAAAGCGCCGACAUCGUCACCUGGUGUUUCGGACACAUCUGGUGCAUCGUCGCAGCAGACUGCAGGUGUUCCUGUCAACGGAGCAACAAAGCCAGACGACUCCAGCUUCUACGCAAUUCUUGGAGUGGCCGAAGGCGCAGCUCUGUCAGAGAUAAGGGCUGCAUACCGUCAGCAAGCUCGCAAAUCGCAUCCAGACCUCUUCCGCACGGCGUCGCCCGAGGAGCAGGAGGCCGUCGCAGAGCGCUUCUCGCAGGUCAACAAGGCCUUUGACGUUCUGAGUGAUCCCGCCAAAAAGCAAGCUUAUGAUUUGCGAGGUUUGGCUGGCCUCGCGGAGUUUGAGUUCGACGGUGAGCGAAUUAUCAUGCCGCCACCAUGGCGAGUCCGUAUAGGCCACACCGGGCAUCAUUUCUGGAAGAGGAAGGAAUACUUCGUUGGGUUGAUGAUGGAGACAAUAGACAUCCCGGUUUCGGUGAUCGUGAAAGCUUACGACGAGGCCACGAAAGAUCCUCCAGGAGUUGGCCAGGCCAUCCUCGUGGAGAGGUGUACAGAGGCCCGCGCGCUUGACGUCACAGAGGAGCUGGAAGAGUACGGGAUCAUGUGCUUGGCAGAGGAGGUUCCGGAUGAAGAGCUGCUGGACCCGGCAAUGCAUUGUUUGAAGAGCAAAGCAGAUGUCACCAGCAUCGCUUGGUCGGUGCUGGCCGAGUGGUCAGGCUCCCGAGGGGCGCAAGCGGAGGUCACCGAAACGCCCCAGGCGGCCGACGAGGCAGCUCCAAAGAGUGCGGAAAGGAAGAGAGGAAUGGUGGAGAAGGCGGAGGACGAGGACAAGCCGUUGGCCGAAUCCGUGGCUGCUCCGGAGGCCAAAGAGGAAGACGAGGAGGGGCGCGAACGGAAGAGACGAAGGGUGGAGCAGGGGGAGGACGAAUCCGUGGCUGCACCGGAGGCCACAGAGGAAGACGAGGACCUUCCCUUGGAGGAGUUGGCGAAGAGUGAAGGCAGCGGCGAGGCCGAGACCAAGGACGCCGAGGCCGAGUCGGUCGAGCCCGUUGCGGAGCAGGCGGGUAGCAUGGAAGUGGACACGGCAGCAGCCGAGGCGGGCAUCACUCGUGUCCUUGCAGGAGUUGGGCAAGGCAUGCUCGACUUGAUCACCCUUGUCUCGGCAGUUGGCCUGCAGAAGGAGCUGACAAACACAAAGCACAGCGAGCCGAUCAUCCGUGAGGAUAACACCGACUUCGUGGCCUCUGCUGCGGAGUCGCUGUCUGUGGCCUUUGACCGCUUCGAGGGCGUUCUUGCACAGGGCGUGGCUCUUGUCCUCCCUGCGGAUAAGCCCGCAACGCCACCAAAGAAGGCGCAGUUGUGUGUCAUCUUCGUAAGUUGGGCAGAUGUGUGUUGUGCUUUGCUUCUUUUUGUCUGA